Heterobilharzia americana is the source of this 1297-nucleotide messenger RNA. Lineage: Eukaryota; Metazoa; Platyhelminthes; Trematoda; Strigeidida; Schistosomatidae. The record is from the annotation of a GenBank genome assembly.
AUGCCUAAUGAAAAAUUAGAUUUAAGAAUUCAACUAGAGCAAGAAUUCUCUUCAUCGGUUAUCAUAUGUGGUUGUGACCUUUGUCACGCUAGACUUUAUGUUUCAGAGAAACAAAGUGUUGACGAUUAUUAUUCUUGUGUAGCUGAUCAAACCGACGCUUUUUAUCUACUUCCAAUACCCAAACUCAUAAAUCUGUACCCUCAAACUUUAAAUAUGUCAGUGAUGCACCCAUUGCUUUGUCAGAUGCCACUAACUACAGACUUGACGUCGUUAAAUUGCAACCAGUAUGAAAAAUGUGCAUUUCCACUUAGGAAUAAGGUGGAUUUAGAUACUCCGUCUUUUUCAAACUUGUUAAACAACUCGUGGCGUUGUUCAGUUGGAUCUUCAUCUCUAGAAUGGGAUCUAAAUGCACGCACAACACCUUCAAUACCACAAGCGUAUAUAUCGAAAGAUUCUAUUCUGCAUAUCCGUCUAUCAAAUUAUGUUUCUGUUGAAAGAUCCCUAUGUGCAUAUCGUCUUAUUAAUUACAGAAACAACUCUGCAUUGGCAUUAAAUGAAAGUGGACAAUAUGGGUAUGCCUAUCAUUAUAAUUGUCACGGUCUCAUAAAUAUGCAUCGCGGAAAGUUGUCUAUAACCUUUGAUAAAGACCGUCAAGUACUUCUAAGAAGUGAGAAACCAAGUUUCGUUAAAAAUGAAGUGGAAUUUUAUACACUUAGAUCGCAUCAUUGGACAGCAUGUAGACCUGUGUCUAUGGAUACAUUUGACAGAGACGAAACUCCAGAAAUUUUGAAAAAAUCAGAUUCAGGAAAAUCACAUGAUGAUACUAAGCUGCGUGAACUAGUUACUUCUUCUGAAGUUCAUAAAGACGGUUGUGGGAUGAUAAUCUUUCUAGGAGACUCAAAGAUUGAACAAAAAGUAAAUGGAGAUGUCAUUUUAAGUUGGGUUCAUGAAGAUCGAUCCAAUUCUCUUCUUGUUUCACCACUAUCAGGAAGUUUCAGUUUAUCAACUAAAAAUUUAGAGAUUCUGGCUACUCCAAAAGCUGAAACAUAUAUUUCCUUCACAGAUUUUUUUGUUCAUGUCGGAAGUCAACAGAUGACUGUCAGUAGUGGAGCAGUAUCAGGGAAAUGCAAUUUUAGCAAAGGUCAUCUAUGUCUUCUAAGAUUAACCAGUAGGUCGAUAGAAAGUCAAGGAUCGGAAACGCGUCAGUACUGUGCUUACUCACAGCUUAUAAAUCAAAAUGCUAGACAAAAUUCAUCAAACAAACCUUGGCGUCAUUCUCAUUCGGCGAAUUCUUUGA